Molecule: messenger RNA, 3858 nt
Organism: Danio rerio (zebrafish)
Lineage: Eukaryota; Metazoa; Chordata; Actinopteri; Cypriniformes; Danionidae
Gene: usp33
Product: ubiquitin specific peptidase 33
Biological process (GO): protein deubiquitination
Cellular component (GO): perinuclear region of cytoplasm; centrosome
Molecular function (GO): cysteine-type deubiquitinase activity; zinc ion binding
Source: RefSeq, marked provisional
UGUAGCUCCAGUUUGAAGUUGAAGUGUCUGGUACCAAGCGUUGGAAAAACCACUGUCUGCAAACCGAGGAACAUUACAGAAAUGUAGCUGAAUGACCGAGGGACGUCUUUAAACCUCCGCUAUCCUCAUCAGCAGAUUUGAAGCGAUAAUCGGUUAAUUUUUAAACAUCGUGCAUUUCCCUAGAGAAGAGCGAUGUCUGGAGUGUCCAGCAAUGACUGUCCACACUUGGAGUGUGUGGGGGAGAUCACCAAAGAAGAACUCAUCCAGAAGUCUCAUGGUCAGUGUCAGGACUGCAAAGUUGGGGGACCAAAUCUUUGGGCAUGUCUAGAGAAUGGCUGUUCAUAUGUUGGCUGUGGAGAAUCGCAUGCUGAUCACAGCACUGUUCACUCUCAGGAGACGCGGCACAACUUGACGGUCAAUCUGACCACUUUGAGAGUGUGGUGUUAUGCCUGCACCAAGGAGGUUUUCCUGGAAAGGAAACUGGGUCCACAUAAACAGUUGCCCAAUGCUGCCAAAGCAGUAUCCCCAGUGCAGACUCCCUGCCAGGACCUCAAUACUCCUGGGAGUCCUACUUCCCUAAGAGUUCCUUCAGCAGGAACAUGUGAUGACCUGGACAUGGAGACAGAGGAAGAAGAUGAACUGAGGACUAGAGGUCUGACUGGACUGAAGAACAUUGGCAAUACGUGCUACAUGAAUGCAGCUUUGCAGGCACUCUCCAAUUGUCCUCCGCUGACCCAGUUCUUUUUGGAGUGCGGUGGUCUGGUGAAGACAGACAAGAAGCCAGCGCUAUGCAAGAGCUAUCAGAAACUCAUCACAGACCUGUGGCACAAAAACAGGAACGCCUAUGUUGUUCCCACAAAUCUAUUCCAGGGCAUUAAGGCUGUGAACCCAAUGUUUCGUGGUUACUCCCAACAGGACUCUCAGGAAUUCCUGCGUUGUUUGAUGGACCAACUCCACGAGGAGCUCAAGGAGCUCAUUCCUGAACCCGAGGACCCAAAUCAGGCUGUGGCCAUGGACGACAGUCCCGACGAGGACAACCACAGCCAAUCAGAUGACUUCCAGUCCUGCGAGUCUUGCGGCAGCAGUGAUCGUGCUGAUAACGAAGGCCCCAGAGUCCCAGAAGACAUCAACGAAGCUGAGAUGCUGAUGCCUGAACAGAAUCAAAACAACCGAGAUUGGCAGAAAGAGAAGAAUCUCAUCAACAACCUGUACCGUGCCGGUUCCCAUGGCGACCUGGAUAAAGACGUGGACACGACUAGUGAUUCAAGGCCAAUCAUCAGCAGCCAAGGAGCAAUCAAAGCUCAGGGGCGAACUUCAGAUUCUGAAAUCCAGGUCAGCAGUACUGUCAGACCGCAGAGUCCCACUGGAAAUGAGGGCAUCACAUCUAGACUGUCCAGCAGCCCCCCAAAAUCCUCAGCAUGGCCAAACCUGAGCUCUACUCACAAGAAAGUACCCAUGUUCACCCCAACAAAGACCAAGCGGCAGAGGAAAUACCACAGCAUCAUUUCUGAAGUGUUUGAUGGCACAAUUGUCAGCUCAGUUCAGUGCCUAACCUGUGAUAGGGUUUCGGUGACUUUGGAGAACUUCCAGGACAUCUCUCUGCCCAUCCCAGGGAAAGAGGACCUUGCCAAGCUGCACUCGUCCUCCCACCAGACGGCUCUGGUCAAGGCUGGCUCUUGUGGUGAAGCAUACGCCCCUCAAGGCUGGAUUGCUUUUGUCAUGGAAUAUAUCAAGAGCUGGUUCUGGGGCCCUGUGGUGACACUGCAGGAUUGUCUGGCAGCCUUUUUUGCCAGGGAUGAACUAAAAGGAGACAACAUGUACAGCUGUGAAAAAUGCAAGAAAUUACGGAAUGGGGUCAAAUUCUGCAAAGUUCAGAGUUUGCCAGAGAUUUUGUGCAUUCAUCUCAAGCGCUUCAGACAUGAACUGAUGUUCUCCACCAAAAUCGGCACUCAUGUGUCAUUCCCUCUGGAAGGCCUUGAAAUGCAGCCCUUUUUGGCCAAGGACAGCUCUGCCCUGACCACCACCUAUGACCUGCUUUCAGUCAUCUGUCACCAUGGCACUGCCAGCAGUGGCCACUAUAUUGCCUAUUGUCGGAAUGAGCUGAACCAACUGUGGUACGAGUUUGACGACCAGAGCGUUACUGAAGUGUCAGAGUCCUGUGUUCAAAACGCUGAGGCAUAUGUGCUCUUUUACAAGAAGAGUAAUGAUGAGACUCAGAAGGAAAGGAGGAAGGUGACCAGUCUGUUCAACAUGAUGGAGCCAAGCCUCCUGCAGUUCUACGUCUCCCGCCAGUGGCUGAACAAGUUCAAAACUUUUGCUGAGCCAGGACCCAUUUCCAACCAUGACUUCCUGUGUGCCCAUGGAGGUAUUCCGCCGAAUAAGGCCGCAUACAUUGAUGACCUUGUUUUGAUGAUUCCCCAAAACGUGUGGGACCAUCUCUAUAGCAGGUAUGGAGGCGGACCUGCCGUCAAUCACUUGUAUGUCUGCCACACCUGCCAGAAUGAGAUUGAGAAGCUGGAGAAACGACGCAAGAAUGAACUGGACAUGUUUGUUCGGCUCAAUAAGGCGUUUCAGGAGGAGGAGUCUCCUGUGGUGAUAUACUGUAUCAGCAUGCAGUGGUUCCGGGAAUGGGAAAGCUUUGUCAAAGGCAAGGACAUUGACCCACCGGGGCCAAUUGAUAACUCCAAGAUUGCUGUAAAUAAAAAUGGACACAUCACAUUGAAGCCAGGUGCUGAUUCAGGUCAAAUAUCCGAAGAGACCUGGAACUUCCUCCAUAACAUUCACGGAGGAGGGCCUGUAGUGACCGUGCGGCCCAGCGUCAGCCAUCAAGAGUCCGAGACUUCACAGUCAGAGGAGAAGAUCGAAGUGGAGACGCGCACAGUGUAGUGUACCGAGAAGCUGCUGGACCGCCAAGGGGACCGACAAACACUUAUCUAGCACUUCACUUUUGUUUUCCAACAGUCAAGCAAAAGGACCUUACAGCUUCACUCAACAUACGCACUCUUCACCCUUUAUGACUGUUCUUUAUUAGCAGAUGGAUGGAUGAAAGCUCCUCCAUUGUGCUUGACGCUUGUACAUAUUGUGCAUAUCCACUGAACGAUUAGAAAUAAGAUCGGUUUUCAGUCUAUUAAUGAAUUGAAUUUGGGUCUUCAGCUGUGUUCUUGAUGAAUUUAGCUUCCGAUUCAAAUAGCUCAUGAUUUUUUUGGUGAACCACAAAUGAAUUCCACCGCAUCUGUACAUAUUUCGCUGUCUCGAUGAAGAACGUAGUGGAUGAGAACGUCAUGUUUUGCUUACGAAGGGAUGCUAAAUGCUGCGUAGUCUCAGGAAAGAACUUUUGUUUUGCACCGUACUGUAGAUUCAAAGCGUGCAUGCUUCAGCGCUGAUGUUCGAUGUGUAUUUGAAUGUACUAGUACUUAAACAACACCAUGUUUCUGCACUAAAUGUUAUUUAUUCCAGAGGGGUAUGAUUAUUCUGGCAUUCGUGGACGUCGUCUUUGUUCGUAAUAACGAUUUUGACAAGCUAAAUCGAAGCCGAAUGCACGCUAAUAGGAAUGACGUGGCACAUUAUGCUGGCAAGAAAAUCGAUUUCUCAUUUUUUAUUUGUGCAGAAUAGCUGUGCGACUGGAGAUGCAAACAAUGAGGCUCACAAUUGAACCCUUCAAAGGCUGUCUUGUUCGAAAAUGAGAUGUGAAAGAGGGAAAAAAACGGAUCAAUUCAAUCCUGCUGCCUCAUGUGUAUACAUUCAAGGCAUUAUUUAAUGUAUAGAAAGAUGUGAUGUCGUUUUUCAAUAUUAAUUGUCCACCGAGAAGAAAGCUGUAUCUGAGUGGUUUAAGAUUAAACUCCAAAUUGAUGCUGUCAA